UAAUGAUAUCAUUCACCUCUUUCACAAUCUCCAAUGCAGGCCAAAAUGUUCUACUUUAGCACACAUUCCUUGCUUGAAAAAACCAUGAGAUCAACUACAUUGCAAGCCAUUAAGAUUUCAAAGAAAUUAGGAGGGGUCAUUUUCUAUGAUGUCAACCUUCCAUUACCACUUUGGCACUCCAGUGAAGAGACCAAAGUGUUCAUACAAGAAGUGUGGAAUCUUGCGGAUUUUAUUGAGGUUACCAAGCAAGAACUUGAGUUUCUAUGUGGGAUUAAGCCCACUGAAGAAUUUGACACCAGAAAUAAUGCCAGUUCAAAGUUUUUCCACUAUGAACCGGAAGUGAUUGAACCACAUUGGAAAGAAAAUCUCAAGGUUUUGUUUGUAACAAAUGGGACUUCUAAGAUACACUACUACACUAAGGAGCACAAUGGUGCAGUUUAUGGGAUGGAGGAUGCCCCCGUUACUCCUUUCACUCAUGAUAUGUCAGCAUCUGGAGAUGGCAUUGUUGCAGGUUUAAUGCGCAUGUUGACAAUUCAGCCAGACCUCAUUACUGAUAAAGGAUACUUGGAGAGGGCAAUCAAGUAUGCAAUCAACUGUGGAGUCAUAGAUCAAUGGUUGCUUGCACAAACACGUGGCUUUCCUCCUAAAGAAGACAUGGAAGAAGUGGAGCCUGAUCCUGAUGGUAUAAAGUCAAUAACAGAAAAGGAAUACAGAACUUUGGAGUCUGUAAGUUGAUCUGAUUGGUUUCCCUGAUCCAUGUAGUUACAUGUCUCUGUCAGGAGUUUCCUCUUCCUUGUAAAGCUCCCUUUGUCCAUCUCCAGCAUAGCUUUUCCUUUCCCCUUUCACUAGUGAAGUUUCUUGAUGUAGCAUUAUCUAUUACCAUUUUUGAGUUGUAAGGCGUGAAUCCAUCCCAAAAGCUGAAUAGAAGUUAUUUACAGGUUCAUUCGGUAAAGCUUUCUUCUCCAUUUUCUCCUUUGGCUAUCCUGUAGUCAAGAGAACAUUGUAGGUUCUUCCUCUCCCUGCUUUUGGGGACUAGGGUUAUACUGUUUGUUUGAAUAUCCAGCCAAGGCAUUUAGUAAGAUAGUUCUAAUGGUUCUGCUCUCCAGCA
Carica papaya (papaya) is the source of this 1108-nucleotide messenger RNA. Lineage: Eukaryota; Viridiplantae; Streptophyta; Magnoliopsida; Brassicales; Caricaceae. The record is from RefSeq and is a predicted model, not a curated record.